UUAAAACUUUUUCAUAACAUAACCUCACAUUUUGUGUUUACAUUUUGUGAGUAAGAAAAGCUAAAAAUGAGAAUUCCGCGAUUAAAUUUAUUUUCUACUGUUCAUACAAUAAGAUCAAAGUCUACUUAUGCUCAUUUCCGCACGAGAAAUCAUAAUUCAUUGAAUUUAGUGCAUGACAUCUUGAGAAAUCCCUCCAAAUGUGGGAUAUUUGGGAGGCUGUCGGUUCGUUUGUUUUCCCAGGACACCGGAAGUGGUGAUGCGUUGAAGAAGAAUCACUGCAAUAUCGGAACUAUUGGGCACAUUGAUCACGGGAAGACAACCCUCACGGCGGCUAUAACAAAAGUCCUGGAGAAAGAUGGGUUGAGUAGUUUUGUGUCGUACGAUGAGAUUGACCGGGCACCGGAAGAGAAAGCUCGUGGGAUUACCAUAAAUGCCUGCCACAUUGGCUACAGGACGAAGAAUCGACACUAUGCUCACACAGAUUGUCCUGGACAUGCGGAUUAUGUGAAAAAUAUGAUUUCCGGAGCAUCCCAGAUGGAUGGAACGAUUCUCGUGGUUGCAGCUGAUGACGGGCCUAUGCCACAGACGCGGGAGCACCUGUUGCUGGCAAAGCAGGUGGGCAUUGAGAAGGUGGUGGUGUUUAUCAAUAAAGCCGACAAAGCUGACCGGGAAAUGCUGGAUUUGGUUGAAUUGGAGAUGCGGGAACUUCUGACGGAUUUUGGCUUUGACGGAGAUGCUUGUCCGGUGAUUUGUGGAUCAGCUACGGCAGCCCUCAAGGGGGAUACUUCCGAAAUUGGCGAGGACUCAAUAAGGCAGCUACUUGAUGCUGUUGAUGCGUACAUCCCGACUCCAACGAGGGACCUCACAUCACCCUUCCUCCUGCCCAUUGAUAAUGCAUUUACCGUUCCGGGAAGGGGAACUGUGGUCGUGGGAACCAUAAAAAGGGGCAUUAUGACGAAGAAUGAUGAUGCGGAAUUGCUGGGGUUUGAUGAGAAGUCCAAGACAACACUCGGGGACAUUCAGAUCUUCCGGAAAAGUGUCCCGAAGGCUCUUGCGGGGGAUAAUGUGGGUGUUCUGCUGCGUGGCGUGAAGAUCUCCACAGUACAGCGUGGAAUGUUGCUGUGUGCUGCUGGAAGUGAGAAAAUCUCAAAUCACUUUGAUGGUUCCAUGUACCUGCUGGCCAGGAGCGAGGGAGGACGUUCAAGGCCGCUCCAUUCGAAGUACAUCCAGCAAAUGUUCAGUCGCACGUGGAAUGUUCCCUGCCGCGUGGAUCUUGUAGGUGACAAUGAUAUGAUGCUUCCUGGAGAUCAUGGCGCUGUUCGGUUAACUCUUCUCCGACAAAUGGUCAUGACUGUGGGGCAGCCCUUCACGAUUCGUGAAAAUGAAGCAACAGUGGCCACCGGGGUGAUCACAAAGGUCCACAAUCCCGUCAAUUUGCCCAGGAACAAACUCUCCAAGCUUGAGUUAAAUUUUAGCUAAUUUAUUACCAUAAAUAUAGACAAAAUUAAAGAAAACUAAGCAGA
Molecule: messenger RNA, 1523 nt
Organism: Lutzomyia longipalpis
Lineage: Eukaryota; Metazoa; Arthropoda; Insecta; Diptera; Psychodidae
Gene: mEFTu2
Product: elongation factor Tu
Exons: 2
Coding region: 67-1479 (470 amino acids)
Biological process (GO): mitochondrial translational elongation
Cellular component (GO): mitochondrion
Molecular function (GO): translation elongation factor activity; GTPase activity; GTP binding
Source: RefSeq, a predicted model, not a curated record